UCAUUCGUGUUGUGAUUCUCUGUAAGCCCUGAAGCUGCUCAGGCAGAACAACUCAAAGGGUCUCACUUUCUAAAGAGUGAUGUUCACUCUCUCAGAGCUCUGGUCUGUUACUGAGAGACAGGGUCACUAUAAGCUGCUGAAGCCAUGGUGGGAGGUCUUUAUGGACUAUUUGGUGCUCCUCAUGCUCAUGGUGUCAAUCCUAGCUGGGACUCUGUUACUGUCACAAGACGGGGUGGUGUGUGUCCCUAUACACUCCACCUCAAGCAACUCCAGCGAUUCUUUUGGAAUUCACUCAGAUCCUGUCACAUCUCAUACUGCAUCAAGUGUCCCUAUAUCCAAGAGUCUGGCUAAAGGUAUUCGGACUGACCUUGACUACCAGCAGUACGUCUAUGUGAGCACUGUAUGCUACCAUGAGGCUCUGCCGUGGUUCUCACGCUUCCUGCCCUAUGUUACCUUACUGCAAUCAUUGCUACUCUUGGCUAGUGGUUCUUUCUGGUUCCACUUUCCGCUCACCUCUGCUCGUAUUGAGCACUUUUUAACCAUCCUUGCCAAGUGCUGUGAGUCGCCCUGGACCUCCAGGGCACUUUCCCAUGCUGCCAAGCUAGACAGAGCACAUCACAGUCACCCUUCAGAAGAGGACAAAAUGACAAGGACCCAAGUGCCUCACAUACCUAAAUUUUUUACACGAAAGUCUAGCCUAGACUCAGGGACUGACAGCCCCCUUUUAGCCAGGGCAGGUAAUACCUCCACCCAGCCUUCCCCAUGUCCAUCCAGUUUGUCUCACUGCUCUACAUCGUCCUCUCUGUCAAUGGUACAACCUGCUUCCCUGCAUAAGGUAGCUACUGUUCUUCCAGAAAGAUCUAGCACAAGACCAACACUGGACCGGAGUGAUGGAGAACAGGCCAGAGCUCUGUUUGAGAGAGUCCGCAGGUUCAGGGCCCACUGUGAAAGCUCCAAUAUCAUUUACAAGGUGUACACAGCUCAGACCGUGUUCAAAGUGCUGAAGUUCAUUGUGAUUGUAAGCUACACCAUGCCUCUACUGGGCUCCAUCUCUUUCACCUACACCUGCCAGCCCCAUUCCCAAGCUUUAACAGGAUACAGGACCUUCCAGUGCAGCCACCUGCUAUCAUCUGUCCUGCGCAAGCUGAUGAAAGCCUACGUCUGUCUCAUGGGCCUUUAUGGUCUGCUGGGUGUUUACACCCUUUUCUGGAUUUUCCGCAAGUCUCUGAGACAAUACUCAUUCCAACAACUGCAUGAAAUAGGUUCCAUGUUGGACGCUCCAGACCUGUGUAAUGACCUUGCCUUCUUGUUACACAUGACGGAUCAGUACGACCCCCUGCUGGCUCAGCGUCUCUCAGUUUUCCUGUCUCCUGUCAGUGAGACUCGGCUGAUGGAGGAGAACUUGGAUCGUCGCUGGAACGCCACCCGUCUGCGCUCGAUGAUAACCUCUGAUCACAAAGGGCGCCCCCUGCUGCAGCUGGUGGCCGUUCCACACCUCCCUCCUGCUCUCUUUACCCUGAGCCAGCUGGAAGUGCUAAAGCUGGAGUUAAUCGGAGAUGCUAAGCUAACGUCACAGAUCUCCAACAUGACUGCCUUAAGGGAGCUUCAUUUGUACCACUGCUCAGCUACAGUGGAGUCUGGUGCUCUUACGGUCCUCCGGGAGCGUCUAGAAUCUCUGCACCUGACCUUCACCCAAGCUGCAGAGGUGCCUGGCUGGAUGUAUUCAUUGCGCAACCUGCAGGAGCUCCACCUGAGUGGACGAGUGGCCAGUGAGGGCACGAUUGGGCGUGGCUGGGCACUGGGUAGCCUACGCUAUCUACGUCACCUUCGAGUCCUCACAUUACGUGGCACGCUGCAGAGAAUCCCAUCAGAACUGAGUGAGGUGGCAGGCAGCUUGGUGCAUUUGGAGAUCCACAACGAAGGUGCCAGGUUGCUGGUGCUAACAGGUCUGCGACGUCUGGUGGGAUUGACUGAACUGGAGCUGCAGGGAUGCCAACUCGAGAGAUUACCCUCUGCGUUGCUAGCGCUGACAGGAUUACGCAGUUUGGACCUGCAGCACAACAGCCUGAGGACAUUGGAGGAACUGCUAGGCCUGCAGCAUCUGAGGCGUCUUUCCUGCCUACGAUUGGCCCACAAUCGCAUACUGGCUGUUCCUACCAGUGUGGGAGUUCUCCGGGCCUUGGAGCACUUGGACUUAGCACACAAUGAGCUGCGGAGUCUCCCACCAGCUCUUUUCACACUCCAUCGACUCCGUCGCCUUCUGCUGGCUGGGAACCUGCUUGAGGAGCUGCCUGCUGAAGUCGGGGCAAUCGCUCACCUCGUUGAACUCGACCUGAGCAGGAACAGACUUGAGAGACUUCCAGAUGCUCUUUUUGCCAACUGUAAAGAGUUACGUAUUUUGAAUUUGGCUAACAACUCCCUAGGAUUCCUGAACAUGGGAUUAGGCUCUUUGAGGCAUCUUUCCAAGCUGGAUAUACGAGGAAACAACCUUGAGGAACUUCCAGUUGAGCUUGGUAGCUGCUCAGGGCUUCGUGGAGGUGGUUUGCUAGUGGAGAGCUGGCUGCUUCACGCUUUGCCGGGUCACAUCAGGGACUUCUUGCAGCAGCCGUCUUGUGCUUCUUCCGAAGCAAAUUCCCGCCCUUGCUCGGACAUUUUCCCUGCCUUCUCUGCCACCCAGUGGAGCUUCCUUUCCUCUGUAGAAUCAAGGAUAUAGUUGAGAAGAGAUCAAAACAAUGAUUUCUAUUUGAAGUUUGAAUAAAUCAGUGCAUGCAACCUUUGGCUUGGAUUUGCUUAAAAGAUGCAACAGUUUCUUCUUGAAAUUUUUCUUGCUGGAAGAAAAACGCAGAAUUAUUGCCACAGUCUUAUGAUGCGUAAGUAAGCCGAGGUCAGGAUCGAACCAGACUGAAAUGAUAACUAUUCAGUUUAGAUAUUUAGCUCAACAUUAAAAAAAUGAUUAUUAAUCCCAAUUACUUCAGCAGUUUAGGGAUUGAUUUAACCACGUUAUUAUUUUCAUCAUUUUAUAAUCAGUAGAAAACAGUCAUUUACAUAACACUGCAUAUUAUAACCCUUUACGCGGUAACUAAAUAAUGAAUAAAAUGUCAUCAAAUGAAGUAACUUUAGCAAAGCACGGUCAGUCCUGCUGGAAUAAUAUUGGAUAAUAUGCUGGCAAAGUGAUUUAAUAGUUUGUGAUUUAAUAAUGAUGACUUUAAUAAUAUGUUUCAAAUGAAUCUUUCUAUACGUCAUCGUCGUUUACAUGCUAAUGCUGGGCCUACCCAAGAUUCUGAUGUCUGUUACAUAUCAAAUCGAAGGCUACUGAAUCGUAUUAUAUCCUAUAGCACAGAUUCUAAAUAUUAAAUCACUUACUUAUGAAUCUAGAAUUUAUCGUAUCAUAUCACACAAUAUCAUGAAAAAGCCUGAGGUUCUUACAGUAUGAGUACUGUCUGUUUAGCUAUGUGUUAUAUGUGCACAGUUACCUGUCUUGGUUCUAUAGUGAAGCUUCAUUUUAUAUU
Messenger RNA from Tachysurus vachellii, 3509 nucleotides. Its product is annotated as volume-regulated anion channel subunit LRRC8D. Gene Ontology annotation, molecular function: protein binding. Lineage: Eukaryota; Metazoa; Chordata; Actinopteri; Siluriformes; Bagridae. The record is from RefSeq and is a predicted model, not a curated record. The transcript is spliced from 5 exons. Bases 80 to 2713 code for a protein of 877 amino acids.